Messenger RNA from Fukomys damarensis (Damara mole-rat), 1239 nucleotides. It is a transcript of the gene Ptov1, whose product is annotated as PTOV1 extended AT-hook containing adaptor protein. Gene Ontology annotation, cellular component: transcription regulator complex. Bases 253 to 1080 code for a protein of 275 amino acids. Gene Ontology annotation, biological process: positive regulation of transcription by RNA polymerase II. The transcript is spliced from 12 exons. The record is from RefSeq and is a predicted model, not a curated record. NCBI's taxonomy places the organism in Eukaryota, Metazoa, Chordata, Mammalia, Rodentia, Bathyergidae.
GAAGGCGCCCGGGUCUUCGGGGCCCUGGGUCCCAUCGGGCCCUCCUCGCCUGGGCUCUCCCUCGGGGGGCUGGCUGUCAGCGAGCACCGGCUCAGCAAUAAGCUGCUUGCCUGGAGUGGCGUCCUGGAGUGGCAGGAGAAGCGCAGACCCUACUCUGACUCCUCAGUGAAGCUGAAGCGGACCCUGCCGUGCCAGGCCUAUGUGAACCAGGGCGAGAACCUGGAGACGGACCAGUGGCCACAGAAGUUGAUCAUGCAGCUGAUCCCACAGCAGCUGCUGACCACGCUGGGCCCCCUGUUCCGCAACUCCCAGCUGGCACAGUUCCACUUCACCAACAGAGACUGCGACUCGCUCAAGGGGCUCUGUCGUGUUAUGGGCAACGGCUUUGCCGGCUGCAUGCUGUUUCCCCACAUCUCCCCCUGCGAGGUGCGCGUGCUCAUGCUCCUCUACUCGUCCAAGAAGAAGAUCUUCAUGGGCCUCAUCCCCUAUGACCAGAGCGGCUUCGUCAACGCCAUCCGGCAGGUCAUCACCACCCGCAAGCAGGCAGUGGGACCUGGUGGUGUCCACUCGGGCCCCGUCCAGGUCGUCAACAACAAGUUCCUGGCGUGGAGUGGAGUCAUGGAGUGGCAGGAGCCCAGGCCUGAGCCCAACAGUCGGUCCAAGAGGUGGCUGCCAUCACACGUCUAUGUGAACCAAGGGGAGAUCCUGAGGACUGAGCAGUGGCCAAGGAAGCUGUACAUGCAGCUCAUCCCGCAGCAGCUGCUGACCACGCUGGUGCCGCUCUUCCGGAACUCGCGCCUUGUGCAGUUCCACUUCACCAAGGACCUGGAGACACUGAAGAGCCUGUGCCGCAUCAUGGACAACGGCUUUGCUGGCUGCCUGCACUUCCCGCACACGGCCCCCUGCGAGGUGCGCGUGCUCAUGCUCCUCUACUCCUGCGAGAAGAAGAUCUUCAUUGGCCUCAUCCCCCAUGACCAGAGCGGCUUCAUCAACGGCAUCCGGCGCGUCAUAGCUAACCAGCAGCAGGUCCUGCAGCGGAACCUGGAGCAGGAGCAGCAGCAGCGAGGGAUGGGCGGGUAGAGGACCCUGGCCGGGCCCUCCAGGAGUCACAGACGAGGCCCCAGCGAGACUGGUCAGAUGCAGGGGCCCUUGGGGAACCACAACUGCCCCGCAACAUGGAGGACCGUAUCCUGAGGUCUCCAAGGACAGCCCCACCCGUUUCCCCAAUAAAGUGUUUUA